Labeo rohita (rohu) is the source of this 1008-nucleotide messenger RNA. RefSeq names its product plac8 onzin related protein 1 (gene ponzr1). NCBI's taxonomy places the organism in Eukaryota, Metazoa, Chordata, Actinopteri, Cypriniformes, Cyprinidae. The record is from RefSeq and is a predicted model, not a curated record. The transcript has 5 exons. The coding region runs from base 78 to 650 and encodes 190 amino acids.
ACAACUGCAAAACAGUUCUAUCGUUCUACCAGUUUACCGUUUCAAGAUAGCUAGUUCCUCAUUACUGAUAAAUAUUCAUGAUCUCUCACCCAACCACAUGCCAGUCUCUGAUGUAUAAUUGCAAUCUCUCCAAUUCACCACCAGAGGUCACCCUCAUCACACUCUUCAAUAGGAAUAUAGAGGACUCAUAUUUGGACUUGUUUGUCUUCAGCAAUUUCAUGGAUUGGAUACUUAAGUCAUCCUAUUGGUCUCUACUGGCAUUUGAUUCAGUCAUGGCGGCACAUUCACAAACUACUACUGUUGUGACAACCCAGCUUGUCUCCUCUGGUACCUGGACCACCGGCAUCUGUGACUGCUGUUCUGAUAUGGGCACUUGUUGUUGUGCCCUUUGGUGUUUCCCCUGUAUGCAGUGCCAGACUGUGUCUCAGUUUGGCUGGUGUUUCUGCAUGCCGUUGCUGGACUGCUGCAUGGUGGUAUCUUGCUGUCUCCGCCAGAAGAUGAGAGAGCAAUAUAACAUUCAUGGUUCCUGCUGCGACGAUUUUUGCACUCUCUGCUUCUGUUAUCCAUGUGCCUGGUGUCAGAUGUCUCGUGAAAUUAAGAUGCGUGCUCGUUCUGGCACUGUGGUUACCCAGCAAAUCACACAUAGUUAGAGAUCUGUUUUGCUGUGAGUUAUAGUAGAAAACAGAUGCCCUCUACCUGGCGGCAAAGUCUCUUAUUGCAUGCUUGACUUCAUUUUUUUUUUACAAAGUUCACACCUGUUAUUGUGCUGUUGCACGACUCUUUAGUAGUGCACAAAUGUUUGUAACUCACUUUUGUCAUACUGUUACAAAUGACAAAAAAUAGGCACAACAUAAACAUAUGUUAUGUGAAAAUCAGAUAAAUAAUAAAAAACAUCCUUAUUGCUUCAAUGUUAUAACAAAAAUAAAAGCUUUGUUGGUGUAUAAUCAUUCAGGUUUGUAUUAGUUGGAAUUUUUUCAUAAAUAAAAUGAUUGAUGAGUACUUAGAAAA